AGCGUUUGUAAAAGGGAUCUAUCCCCUGCCCACUGCUCAAUUUUGUUGUUCUUUCUUCCGCAGACACAUUCUCAGGAGCAAGGGGAAGAAAGUCAUCAUGGGCUGUACUUUCUCGGGGCUGAAUACCCUCUAUGACGCCGUGAACGGUGGUGGAGAUGUCUGGAUCAACGAGAACCGUUUCAGAAUCCUUAGGCAGCUCGGAGAAGGUGGCUUCGCCUUUGUUUUCUUGGUCAAAGAGGUGCCCGCCGACAAUUCCUCAGGCCCCGGCACUGGUCUCACCACCAAAGUCAAGGAUAAAUCUCAUCUUUCCGAAGAUGGAACUUAUGCAAUGAAGAAGGUUCUUAUUCAGAACAAUGAGCAGCUGGAAUUGGUGCGGGAAGAGAUUCGUGUUUCCUCAUUGUUUAGCCACCCAAAUCUUCUUCCUCUUCUGGAUCAUGCUAUCAUUGCGGUUAAGCUGAUCCUCAAAGGAACAUCUACUCUUCCAAAUGGGCAAUACUCCAUGCUGGAGUAUAGUUGGAAGCCACUCUUGGAUGGAAGUGCACUUGGAUGGAACCUUGCUGGACAAUUCAAAAGCAAUGAUGGCGAAGAAAGAGUUCUUCUCAACCUCGGAUGUUCUUCAGAUAUUUCGGCAGGAUUGAAGCACAUGCAUAGUCUUGAGCCUCCAUAUGCACACAAUGAUGUGAAACCCGGAAAUGUCCUUGUAACACAUAGGAAAGGGCAGUCACCUCUUGCCAUAUUGAUGGAUUUUGGCAGUGCUCGACCUGCAAGAAAGCAAAUUCGUUCAAGAACAGAGGCACUACAACUGCAGGAAUGGACAGCGGAGCAUUGUUCAGCACCUUUUAGAGCUCCUGAGUUUUGGGAUUGCCCAAGUCACGCAGAUAUUGAUGAGAGGACCGAUGUUUGGUCUUUGGGAUGCACACUUUAUGCAACCAUGUAUGGUGUAUCUCCAUUUGAGUAUGCUCUUGGAGAGUCUGGGGGGAGCCUACAACUGGCAGUCCUAAAUGCACAGAUAAAGUGGCCAGCUGGAUCUAAGCCUCCAUAUCCAGAAGCUCUGCACCAGUUUGUGACGUGGAUGCUUCAGCCGCAAGCAGCAGUUCGCCCUCGCAUUGAUGACAUCAUCAUCCACGUCGACAAGUUGAUUGCCAAGUUUUCCAGCUAGAGAUUUCAGAUUACUUAAAGCAUGUUUGGAGUGGAUUGCUUUACCUAUUGUGCUCAGCAAUUGGGGAGGAGGGACUACGACAAGAACACAAACGGGGAAACAAACAAAUAGAAGCUGUGCUGCGCCUGAGCCAUCCCAUGUUUAAACGAGAGCAGUAACCAUUUGAUUAGACUGCUACUUUUGGAAGUACUGGAAGUAGAGUUAUGAAAAUUCAUGUUAUAGCAAACCCAUAAAAGAAGAGAAAGAAGUUGCUCGAAACACACAAAAUCAUUGACUAUUUAGGUUGCUUCCAUCCUGAAUGUUCUCAAGUUCCAGCAUGAGAACAAUUGAAGUAUUGCCGCCUCUUGAAACCCAUGCACCAUAUUAAUGUACUAGAUAGCGGAGCUUAAAAUCAUCGACUGCUAGUCAAGUUGGUAUGGUCCACAUGUAAGAAAGGUUUGUUCUGCCUUGGUUUUGGUCCAUACUAAUACUAUACCGAUAUAUUACCAAUAAAAUAUAUCAUAUUAUUAAGUGCAUACUAUUUGCCGCAAAAAUAUUACUAUUUGCU
This is a messenger RNA of Linum tenue, 1706 nucleotides long. Lineage: Eukaryota; Viridiplantae; Streptophyta; Magnoliopsida; Malpighiales; Linaceae. The record is from the annotation of a GenBank genome assembly.